Stylonychia lemnae is the source of this 861-nucleotide messenger RNA. The record is from the annotation of a GenBank genome assembly. NCBI's taxonomy places the organism in Eukaryota, Ciliophora, Spirotrichea, Sporadotrichida, Oxytrichidae.
AUGUCAAAUAAAUAUAACUCAGGCCUCAGUACCCCUAAUAAUCACAACAGAAUGAUUGAUCAUUAGAAAUUUAUCUAAGAAAUAGUUCGUGAAACUUUGAAAGUAGAUGAAAUGGCCCAUGAUGCUUAAGUUGAUUGGUUCAGUUUUGAGAUAAAAAUGCGUGAAAGUAUGACAGCAUUGUUAGAACCGAUAAGUCGACGAAUAGUUGAUUUGAGAUAAGAUCAGCAAGCAUAUCAAAAAGAUCUGAGUAAAAUUUAAUAGCAGUUUUUGGAGUUUGAGGAACAGUUCAUGCCUACGAAUACCAAUAACCCAUCAGCUAUUUAGAGAAGAUAGGCUUUGAUAGAUUUAGUAUUCAAAAAAAUUAAUGAAGCAGAGGAAGAAAGGAGAAUGGAUUAGAUGGCAAUAAUAUAAAGAAUAUAAAGUGGUGAGAACAGAUAGAUUUUCAUGACUGAAAAAUUGAACAUUUUCGAUCAUAACUUCAAACAGCAAAGCGUAGUUAUUGAUGAUUUGAAAGAAGAAAUAGCCAACUAUCAUAAGAUUGAUGGUAAUUCUAGAUAAGAACUUGUCAAAGAACUAAACAGAUAGAAUGAAAGCACAAAUGCAAGAAUAGAUACAGUUGAAGCGAAAUUAAGAAGCAAGAUAUUUGAUAAGAGGUAAUCGGAUGAAUAAAUUCAAUAAUGCAAGCAAAAUUUCGACUAAUAAAACAUAAUGGUAGAGAAGCAAGAGUUUUUUAUAGAAUAACUCUAGAAAAAAUUUAGCCUACUUGAAAGUGUAAAUAGCAUAGAAGAACAGCAUUUGAGAAACACAGAAAUAGAUUUGAAAUUGAAAAAACUUCAAGAAUUUGAUAUAGAUAUCGAGUGA